AUGCUUGACUUCGAGCUUGCGCACAGCACAGAAGAAGUGGACGCAGAAACGUCAACCCGUUCACUCACAGUCAAAGCUGAACCGAGAGACUCUGAGGGCUCCUCUUGCGACAGCCUGGUCAAGGACCUUUGGAUUGGUCAGAAGCUGCUACAACAAUUGGACGAAGGCUCAUCGACCCCGUCUGAUCCUACGCUCCUGCACCAAGAGAGACUGUCCAUGGACGCAUUGAGCAAUCCUCCUUCGCUCAAGCGUCAUUCGGUCCGUCUGUCCAAAAGCUCUGACUCGCCAGAAUCCCACGCCAUGGCAGUCUAUCUCCGUUCACCGAAUCUCAACAGACAUUUACAGCUCCCUCGUCCUUAUCCCGAUAGACCGCUCAACGUGUCUCUUGCGGAAGUCGGCUCAGCGUCUGGUUCGCCAGUGCUCAUAUUCCUCGGAAUCGGUUGCGUCCGUUAUCUUAUCGCUUUGUUCGAUGACCUCGCAAAGGCAUUGGAUCUCCGCCUGAUCUGCAUUGAUCGAUGGGGAUAUGGCAAGACUGAUCCAGUACCGACUGAUCGUCGCUCGCCAAUGCUCUGGGCGCAGGUGGUAGAGAAAGUCAUGGACGAAUUGAAGAUCCGAGACUUUCGAAUCAUUGCGCAUAGUGCUGGCGCACCAUUUGCAGCUGCAGUAGCUUUGAGGCUUGGCAAUCGUAUCACAGGCAAGAUGCAAUUUCUCGCUCCGUGGGUCAGCCCAGAGAUCGAUGGAGGCUACAAGUGGCUCAAAUGGAUACCGAAUGGAGUCAUCAAAUCUGCUACGGCGGCUGAAUGGAGACUUCAGUCAUAUCUCUUGGGCAAACCACCGCCUCUAGUCCACCAACCGGUCGAACAUACCGCCGAAGGCCUCAGCUUACCGACUCCCUCUCCCGGUCGUCCGUCGAUAGGCCAGCGAGCCCAUAGCGACACUGGUGCCAAAGUCGAGCCUAGGCGCUCCUUACUCUCAUCUCCAUCGCCUGUACCUAGUCGUGCGCCUAGUAUCAUCCGCCGGGCGUCGAGUGUCUUCGCGAAGAACCAUACUGCUCCUGUCCAAGACAAGGAUCUUAAACGGCAACCCAUCAUCAAGCAUCUCAGAAGCUCGGUUCUGCUCAGGAGCCAUUCAGAGGACGAUGGACGAUCUCCCUUCAAAGCUAUCUCUCCUCGUGGAUCCAGUGACUUCUCAUCAAGCGUCCCUGUCUCAGAGAAACAUUCAUUGACCAUCAAAAGCGAGGUCUUCUCUGCAUCUUACGAAGGCGACAUACUCGAGUUUCUCACGGACGGAUUCAGUCUGUCAGGGCUGCCAGCGACGCCCUCGCCAACACCAUCCAAGAAUCGAUUCAGUGUCCUCUCUCCACUGCCCAGUCCAUUCCGACAAUCAUCCACUCCCACUACUCGAUCAACCAGCCCGAUCCGCUCAGGAAUCGACGUCCAGGAUGAGCCGAAACCUUCUCUGGGACCCGCUCUUACACAAGCAUUGAUGCAAGCCUCUCAUGCGGAAUGCGAGCCGGGAACGACGACUGAAAUCUUAACGGUCGUACUGAAUCGUGGUGAAAAGCCAUGGGGAUUCAGCUAUGCCGAUCUCCGUCAACCGGUCACUAUUCAUUGGGGCGAGCUGGAUGACAAGGUCUCGGAGAAGAGUGUUCGGUGGAUGGAGAGGAACAUGAAUCAAGGUGGAGGAGCAACGGUCCAGAUCAUCAAGGGGGAGGGACAUAAUUUGAUGACUAAUGCUGUGGUGAUGUGUGAUAUUUUUCAAGCCUUACGGAAAGAAGUCAAAGAAGAACGCGCAGAUGCGGAGAGGGGAGUAAAGGAGAGGGUCAUGAUGUCGAGAAGUAGAAGGCGAUGA
Molecule: messenger RNA, 1851 nt
Organism: Kockovaella imperatae
Lineage: Eukaryota; Fungi; Basidiomycota; Tremellomycetes; Tremellales; Cuniculitremaceae
Product: Alpha/Beta hydrolase protein
Exons: 2
Coding region: 1-1851 (616 amino acids)
Source: RefSeq, a predicted model, not a curated record